This is a messenger RNA of Rhinichthys klamathensis goyatoka, 532 nucleotides long. RefSeq names its product C-type lectin domain family 4 member K-like. The record is from RefSeq and is a predicted model, not a curated record. Bases 136 to 504 code for a protein of 122 amino acids. Lineage: Eukaryota; Metazoa; Chordata; Actinopteri; Cypriniformes; Leuciscidae. The transcript is spliced from 5 exons.
CUGAAAUUCAGUCAUCACAUUUGAUUUCUAAUCACAGGGAAUCAAGUUACUUCCUCAAAGUGGACUAAAGUUCCUCUGAUCAUCCUUGGUGUCUUUCUGGUUUUGGCUCUUGGAGGUCUGUGUGUUCUGGGGAUCAUGUAUGUCGGUGUUUCAAAGCAACUGUCUGCCCUGGAGACCAACAGCACAAUCAUGGUGAAAGAGCUCACAGACAACUACACCAGAGUUAGAGAGCAACUGUUCUUUUACAAAGCAUUCACAGCUCAGUUGAAUGAUUGGGGUGGAAAGUUGUACUACUUCAGCUCUGAUCAACUCACCUGGUCAAGCAGUCGUGCUUUCUGUGUUUCAAAAGGAGCCGAUCUGGUGACCAUAACCAGCCAAUCAGAACAGAUGUUUCUGUACUCUGAACUUAAAGACCAUUACUGGAUUGGUCUCAAUGAUCUGGACACUGAAGGAGACUGGGUUUGGGUGAAUAGCCAAACUCUCAAUGACACUGGAGUACAGUAAGAACUCUGUCUGCAAUUGUUUGUUAAUC